UUCAAACUUGAACCUUAGCUGGGAACAAGACUGACAGUUCCUUUUUCUUGCUUCAGGAAAGACCUAGUUAUUUUAAUUUUGUAAAAUAAAUGUUUUUAUGCGUCUUGGUUUGAAUUUUUGCAACAUUUUUCGUUGCAGACGACACCGACAAGACUUGUCGGACAAGUGCCGGAAGGUUAUGUUGUUUUGAUUGAUCCCUAUUUAUUGUGGAAAUGUCUCUGUUAUCAUUUCCUAAGAUGCCCCUGAAGGGUUUCAAACCAGUUAGGGUGCAGUUAGUUUUCAACCAUGUCGCAAGAUUGGCGUCGUCAAAAUCGUAUGAUCCUAAAAGCCAUGAUGAAAGUGAAUUUAGACAACUGGAAAUCAGACCUGUACGUCGUGAUCGAAAAACAUCGAGCAAGGCUCGUAUGAUGAUGCCAAGAGACUACAAGAGGACCAAUAACAUAGACCCAGACAAAGCCGACUGGAAGAGCAUCUGGCCUGGUCCUCGCUCCUUUGAUCCCAACUCUAUACCUAUUCCUGUCAGGCAGGGCCGAUUAAAACCAUAUCGAAGAGCUUUCGACAAAUAUGCAAACAUGGAACUUAUGAAAAUUCCAUCGUUCUUCCAUAUCCCACCAACCACUAUCAAAGCUCAAUGUGAGGCUAUAAAGUCAUUUUGCACACCUUUUCCCAAUCAGUUAAACAGCAAAGAGAAGUGUGAAGAACACUUCCCAUUAACAGUGAUCACCAAUGACUACUUACAUUCAGCACCUACUAUCAGGGACCCUUUGGCCAGAAUUGUGACCAUUAAGUUGAAGCUGAAAAACAUUCCUCUUGAUGAACAUGCUAGAGACAAAUUUAUGCGCCUCGUCAGAGACCGAUAUGAUGAUAAAACUGACACAUUAACUAUUGUUACUGAUCGAUGUCCGUUACGGAAACAGAAUUAUGAUUAUGCUCAAUACCUUCUCACAGCAUGUUUCUUUGAGUCUUGGACAGUGGAAGAUUGGGAGUCAGAGAAGACUGAAGCUGACAUGGAGAAAUAUAUUUGGGAAAAUAAUAUUUCAGCCAAAGCAUUGGCUUCCAUUGUGAAAUGGUCUCCUGACAAAUUGGGCAAAUCCAUAUUUCAUGAUACUUUGCCAGCUGACGAGCUCAAACCUGAACACCUAGUGCUUGGGGCUGCUGUCAAGAAAGUAAUUGAAGGUGAAACAGAAGAGGGUAUAGAAGAAUACAAGAAAGCAGCUAUGGAGGUCCUCCUUUCAAAGAAAGCUGUGGGCUUAAAGGCGUAAAAAUUGUUAUGUUCAUGUGUUGUUGAUUCAGUAAAUUUUUUCUCAAGUCAA
Thrips palmi is the source of this 1313-nucleotide messenger RNA. RefSeq names its product 28S ribosomal protein S35, mitochondrial (gene mRpS35). Gene Ontology annotation, molecular function: structural constituent of ribosome. Gene Ontology annotation, biological process: mitochondrial translation. NCBI's taxonomy places the organism in Eukaryota, Metazoa, Arthropoda, Insecta, Thysanoptera, Thripidae. The record is from RefSeq and is a predicted model, not a curated record. Gene Ontology annotation, cellular component: mitochondrial small ribosomal subunit. The coding region runs from base 213 to 1262 and encodes 349 amino acids. The transcript is spliced from 7 exons.